This is a messenger RNA of Dictyostelium discoideum AX4, 393 nucleotides long. RefSeq names its product 40S ribosomal protein S15a (gene rps15a). The transcript has a single exon. The record is from RefSeq and is a predicted model, not a curated record. Bases 1 to 393 code for a protein of 130 amino acids. Gene Ontology annotation, cellular component: ribosome. Lineage: Eukaryota; Evosea; Eumycetozoa; Dictyosteliales; Dictyosteliaceae. Gene Ontology annotation, molecular function: structural constituent of ribosome. Gene Ontology annotation, biological process: translation.
AUGGUCAGAAUCAGUGUUUUAAACGAUUGCUUAAACUCCAUUGUCAAUGCCGAAAGACAAGGUAAAAGACAAGUCUUAGUCAGACCAUCAUCAAAAGUCAUCGUUAAAUUCUUAGAAGUUAUGAUGAAAAAGAGAUACAUUGGUGAAUUCGAAAUCGUUGAUGACCAUCGUUCCGGUAAAAUUGUCAUUGAUUUAAUCGGUCGUAUCAACAAAUGUGGUGUCAUCUCCCCAAGAUUUGACGUUACUUUAGACGAAAUCGAAAAAUGGGCCUCUUACUUACUCCCAUCCCGUCAAUUCGGUCAUAUCGUCCUCACCACCUCCCUCGGUAUCAUGGACCACAACGAAGCCAAAACCAGACACACUGGUGGUAAAUUAUUAGGUUUCUUCUAUUAA